AUGUCGCAAGGCGAAGGUGCCGUCGGCACCUACAAGAAAUGGGAUUUUAACGAGGAAAUGGAGUCGGAGAAGCAAGAGCGGAGGAAAGCGCCUAAAGGAGUGCUGUCCCUCCUCGCCGCCGCGUCUCCGGAGAGGGCGAUGGCACGGCUGUACGUGCUUCUGGCUCUCGCCUUCCUGCUCUUCAUGGUUCUCACCAUCGUGAAUCUCCGGAGAGUAUCCGCCGUGUGGGAGGCGUUGGAACAAGCCCAGAUGCGGAGCAAGAGCAGCCACACGACGGCGUGGCACAACCUCUCGGAGGUCCAGCGCACCCUCGAUAAACAGCUCUCCAGCGACCUCAAGGCGAUCCAUGGCCGACUUCUGAACGUGUCGCAAGAAGUGGAGAACAUGCAGAAGGUGAUGUGGCAGAAAGAGGAGUGCGGGAAGGAGCUAUCGGAUCGCCUCCGUGCCCUGGAGGAAAGGGACGCGCCGGAGCCGGUGCUGCGGCAGCUGGCGGAGGUGAAGCAGGAGCAGAGCCGUGCCUCGGCGCUCCUUGACGCGGCGCUGGAGGAGACGCGCAACCUCUCAAAAAUUCUCUGCGCGAGUUGUCCCGACGGCUGGCAGCAAUUCGCCAAAACCUGCUACUUCUUCUCCACCAUCGCCAAGCCUUGGCUGGAAGCUAAAGACUCCUGCGCCGAAUUCAACGCCCACCUGGCCGUCGUCAACACUGAGCAAGAAAACGUAAGCUUAGAAAUCCCAUAA
Molecule: messenger RNA, 738 nt
Organism: Egretta garzetta (little egret)
Lineage: Eukaryota; Metazoa; Chordata; Aves; Pelecaniformes; Ardeidae
Product: asialoglycoprotein receptor 1-like
Exons: 7
Coding region: 1-738 (245 amino acids)
Source: RefSeq, a predicted model, not a curated record